AUGUUUGACGAUUUUAUACUACUUGCAAAAGGAGGUCUUACAGUGUAUCAUGGACCAGUGAACAAAGUGGAAGAGUAUUUCUCAAGCAUGGGCAUUAAUGUCCCUGACCGUGUCAACCCUCCAGAUUACUUCAUUGACAUUUUAGAAGGAAUAGUAAAAUUAAGCCCAAGCUUAGGAGUGACCUAUAAACAACUACCUGUUAGAUGGAUGCUUCAUAAUGGGUAUCCCGUGCCCAUGGAUAUGCUAGAUAGUAUUGAAGGAAUGGCCGCCCCAAGUGGAGAAGGCUCAUCACGUGGAGCAGUGACUGCUGGACAGAGUGAAGAACCUUCUUUUGCUGGUGAACUUUGGCAGGAUGUAAAGUGCAAUGUUGAGAUGAAGAAGGAUAUCCUUCACAUUAACUUCUUAUCUUCAAAUGAUUUGUCUAAUCGGAAUACACCAGGAGUGUUCAACCAAUACAAAUACUUUCUUGGAAGACUUAGUAAGCAACGACUAAGAGAAGCUAGAACACAGGCCGUGGAUUUCUUGAUUUUGCUACUAGCUGGCCUUUGCUUAGGUACACUUGCCAAAGUGAGUGAUGAAUCAUUUGGAGCAACUGGUUACACAUACACUGUAAUAGCAGUAUCACUUCUUUCUAAGAUUGCGGCUUUGAGAUCAUUCUCUUUGGAUAAGUUGCACUAUUGGCGGGAAAGUUCUUCAGGCAUGAGUAGCUUGGCUUACUUUCUAUCAAAGGAUACUGUUGACCACUUUAGCACACUUAUCAAGCCACUAGUUUACCUUUCCAUGUUCUAUUUCUUCAACAAUCCAAGAUCAUCAGUCACAGAUAACUAUAUUGUUCUACUAUGUUUAGUCUAUUGUGUCACUGGCAUAGCUUAUGUGUUGGCAAUCUUUUUACAGCCAGGUCCAGCUCAACUGUGGUCAGCGUUACUUCCAGUAGUUUUGACUCUUGUAGCAACCUAUGACAAUGAAGAUGAUAGCAAAUAUGUGAAAUAUCUAUCAGAUUUGUGCUACACCAAGUGGGCUCUUGAAGCAUUUUUGAGGCCAAGAAGAAUAUUGGUUCCAGAUCUAAGAGGUAAUUAUGAUGGCAGUAGCAGGAUGAAAGAAGAUAGAGUCAUAGCAUGGUCCAGUUGGAAGGAGUAA
Messenger RNA from Sphenostylis stenocarpa, 1137 nucleotides. The record is from the annotation of a GenBank genome assembly. NCBI's taxonomy places the organism in Eukaryota, Viridiplantae, Streptophyta, Magnoliopsida, Fabales, Fabaceae.